Messenger RNA from Cyprinodon tularosa, 954 nucleotides. RefSeq names its product Fc receptor-like protein 5. Gene Ontology annotation, biological process: cell surface receptor signaling pathway. The transcript is spliced from 6 exons. NCBI's taxonomy places the organism in Eukaryota, Metazoa, Chordata, Actinopteri, Cyprinodontiformes, Cyprinodontidae. The record is from RefSeq and is a predicted model, not a curated record. The coding region runs from base 16 to 795 and encodes 259 amino acids. Gene Ontology annotation, molecular function: transmembrane signaling receptor activity.
UCCUGUUUAGCGCUGAUGUCACCGCUGAGCUGCAGAGCAAACAAAGCUGGUCUGACUGUGAGUCCAAGCAGAUCUCAGUUCUUUGAGGGAGAAUCAGUGUUUCUAAGCUGUGAGGAGGGGAGGCACUCUACUGGAUGGACCCUAUGGAGGAACAUCAGCAAAGAUAAUGGCUCUCAGAGUGAUGACUGGGAAGGAAAAAACAGUUCCUCCUGUAAGAUCACUCAUAUCGUCCCAUGGGACAGUGGAGUUUACUGGUGUUCGUCCAGAGAGGGAGCAGCCAGCAGCAGCAUCCAGCUCACUGUCACUGGUGGAUCAGUGAUCCUGCAGAGUCCUGUCCUCCCUGUGAUGGAGGGAGAUGACGUCACUCUGAGCUGUCUAACAAAGACCACUCCCUCCAACCUCCCAGCUGCUUUCUAUAAAGAUGGCUCCCUCAUCAGGACGGAGCCCAAAGGUCACAUGACCCUCCACCAUGUGACCAGCUCUGAUCAAGGCCUCUACAGGUGUGACAUCAGGGGUCAUGGAGAGUCUCCAUCCAGCUGGAUCUCUGUUGAAGGAAAAGUCUCCCCUACUGGCCAUCCUCAUCUCCCUCUGUCCGUGUUAUUAGCUGCUGCACCUGCUUCUGUUCUGCUCUUUCUGGUCUUACUGGUCGUUCUGGUGAGACGAUGUGUUCAAGCUGCUAAGAAGGACGACAUCAGCUACAUUCAGGUCGACGUCAUCAGCCAGAAGAAACCCCCAAAGAGUCAGAGACCUGGUACUGAUCCAGAAAUCAUCUACUCUGAAGUCAGAAGAACCUGACCCACAGAAGCCAUCAGCUGUGGAUCCUCUACAGAGUGGACCUGCAGCUGUUUAUCUCCUCUGCAGCAGAAUGUGGCGGCCUUCAACGAGUCACACUGCUUUGUUCUGUAUGUAAAGCGGGUUCACACAACACGCUGAUCUGCACAUCUUAAAAAAAAG